Molecule: messenger RNA, 1644 nt
Organism: Oppia nitens
Lineage: Eukaryota; Metazoa; Arthropoda; Arachnida; Sarcoptiformes; Oppiidae
Gene: Nasp
Product: nuclear autoantigenic sperm protein-like
Exons: 6
Coding region: 291-1610 (439 amino acids)
Biological process (GO): DNA replication-dependent chromatin assembly; CENP-A containing chromatin assembly
Cellular component (GO): nucleoplasm
Molecular function (GO): histone binding
Source: RefSeq, a predicted model, not a curated record
AAGUAGACUUUCAGUUAGUUUUUUAAUUGACUUUUAGUUAGUUUUUAAUUGACUUUUAGUUAUGUUUUGCGCCUUUAGUUAUACCCUAUACGAGUGAUUCCCUCUUUAAUGGCUUUAAUGUUAACCAAUUGAAGCACUGAUUUGUCAGUCAAAUGAGUGUUCCAUUGGUUAACACAAAGCGUGUGAUAAAUGCAUUGAAAGUGUUGUUAUUCAUUGAAUGCAUUGUUUGUUUUGAUUUGAAUUAACCAUAAUUUGUGUCAUAUAUUAAUCAUUUAAUUAUAAUCAAAAAGAUGGCAAAUAUUGACACUAAAGAUGUGACCAAAACAGACAAGACUGACAAAUGUCCGAAAGACGAAGACAUAGAUCUGGCGGUCGAGGGAUUGAAACACUUAAAUCUCGGUAAACGACAUCUACUCGUUGAAGAUUAUUCAUCGGCAGUACAAGAUUUACAAGAAGCCUGUCAACUAUUGGACCAACGAUAUGGUAUCGGAGCCGAAGAGUGCGGCGAAGCUUAUCUUUAUUAUGGAUCAGCUUUGUUAGAGUUGGCCAGACGUGAAGACGGACUUUUCGACGGAACCGUUCAAACUAAAUUGGAAGAGAUGUCUCCGUCAGAAGAUGAACAAGAAUCUGAUGAUGAAGAAGAAAAUGAAGGACCAGAUGAACCGGCAAAAGAUGAGAAUCAACAAAAUGAUAAGAAAACGGAUACUGAAGAAGAUAUUGAAAAUUCAGACGAAGAGAAGAGAAAGAAAUUAAAUGAAAAGCAAAAUGACGUCUCAGUUGUAAUGCAGUCGAGUGCCAGUGCGGACAUGAGUGCAGAUAUUAGUGAUAUGUGUGUCGCCUCCACUUCUAAAGGUAUUACCAGUGAUGACAAUGAAUUAAAUACAAAGAACGGCGAUGAAACAGAAGACGAAGCGUCUAAUAUAGAGGUGGCGUUUGAAGUGUUGACUUUGGCUAAACAUGUGUUCACCAGAUUUAUAGAUAAAAAUGAUAAUAAAAUUAAAUUAACAGAAGCUUUACAAGCGUUGGGAGAAAUCAGUAUUGAAUGGGAAAAUAAUAGCAAUGCUAUUGAAAUACUUAAUGAAUGUUUAACAUUACGUAAGGAAGUCCUUUCAGAAGACGACAGAAUGAUAGCAGAAACUUAUUAUCAAUUGGGAAUCGCUAACUCUUUUAAUAAUGAUAUUCAAAAUGCCAACAAUUGCUUCCAAAACGCUAUUCAAGUCAUUGAAUCGCGUAUUGAAAACCAAAAGAAGAUAUUAUCUACGCUUAAGGAAGAAGACAUCGAUUCCGUCGAAAAGAUUAAAAGGGAAUUAAAACAAUUGGAAAGUCUUUUGCCAGAAAUGAAAGUGAAAAUUGAAGAUUCAAACGACCAAAUGGUUACAGCAAAACAAGGACUUGAAUUAGAAGAAAACGAACGCAAAGAAGAAGAAGCAAUUGCUUUGAAAAAUAAAGAGAUUAAGGAAAAGCCAAUCAAUAAUAUCAGUCAUCUCAUUAAACGCAAGCGCCAAAAUUCUGGAUCAGACUCGACAUCUAAAAAGAUGUGUUCAAAUGGUCAUAACCGUGAAAAUGAACAGACAUCAGAUGCAAAUGGAACUGAAGGACCAAUUAAUUGAAGACUCAAUUUGUUUAUCAAAUAAAAAUUAAUCA